Molecule: messenger RNA, 1277 nt
Organism: Bactrocera tryoni
Lineage: Eukaryota; Metazoa; Arthropoda; Insecta; Diptera; Tephritidae
Product: nuclear protein 1
Exons: 1
Coding region: 252-458 (68 amino acids)
Biological process (GO): negative regulation of cell population proliferation; regulation of transcription by RNA polymerase II; negative regulation of cell cycle
Cellular component (GO): nucleus
Source: RefSeq, a predicted model, not a curated record
GCAAAAAUCCAGUUUAAUUGAAUAACACAAUUCGUGAAGUGAAGACAUACCGUUCAAAGGUGCUGAAUAAGCAACUUGUUUAGAAGAAAGCAAAAAAUCAAAGCUUUAAAUUUUCAAGUAUUAUCCUCAAACAAAGAGAAGCAACUGAAAGAAAGUGUUGAACUCGAAGGAAAUUAAAAACAAAAGCUGCAAAAAGCAACCGCAAGAUCUCAUUUGUAAUUUAUCAACUGCAAAACCAAAGUAAAAACAAAAUGUCUGAGGCUUAUUUCGAUGAAUACGAGCACUACAACUUCGACCACGACAAGCACAUCUUCUCGGGCCGCAGUGGCAAGCAACGCAGCAAGAAGGAGGCCAGCGAGCACACUAAUCACUUUGAUCCUAACGGACAUUCACGCAAAUUAGUUACUAAAUUUAUGAAUACCAAUAACAAUCGAAAGACGUGUGCCGCCAAGAAUUGAGUGUUGGUCCAAAGUGAGGAGGUAGAAGUAGUGCAGCAGCCGCAGCAGCAGCAGCAGAAACAGAAGCAGAAGUACAAACGCGUUAGUGAGGAGCAAAAAGUGAAAAAAUAUAUAAAAAUCGAAAAGGAGACAAAGCAGAAACCUAAGAAGAAGAAAGCGGGCUUAAUUGGAGCUACGUGGCGUCGUAAUAAACCUAACACAAUAAAAAAUUUUGAACGUUAGAGUAGAGCUUAUUGAGUAGAAGUGCAGAAGUUUGACUAAGGAGCAGAAGGAGGAACAGGAGGAUCGUCGUCUAGCAGCUGAAAUAGGAUAACGAGUUUUGGUGGGAUUUUGUACCAGGCGUAAGCUAAAUUAAGGAAAGGGGGUGCGCAGCGUCGCGGCGAAGUAUUAUUGACGGCCUGUGUUGACGGCCAACCACUUGCAGAAACUGCCAUUUCUACAUACUGACGUAUAAUUGUGCAGCGUAUGCAAGUUGGGCGGCGGUUCACACAUCAAAGCAAAUACAAAUACAAAAAGAAAUAUUAAAAUUAGAGAAAAAUUUGCAUUGCGAAUAUUAUUUAUGUGUGAAAAUUUUGAAACACAAUAUUUCGUACUAUUUUUAGCUAUAACGUUACUUCGUAACAUAAGUAAUUAGUAUAGAUAUACUGUUUCUGCAAAGUUUUAGGUAGUUUUCUUAAAACAAGUUUUUUUUUUAUAAACUCACAAAUUGUAUAACGUGACACAUCUCGCACCUGUUUAUGCAUUCUGUGUAAUGCACUAAUAACACUUUGGUUUAUUUAUGGUUUUAACAUUUGUAUUAAUUUCUUCUGAUAUUCAUAU